AUGCUUUCACCUAUUGUCGGAUUGAUGGGCCGAAAGAGGAAGAUUGCAAAGAGAAGUAGGAGAAGAAGAUUGGCGAGGUUGAAAGCAGAGAUAGAAGAGAUAAGGGAAGAGCAAAAAAGCAUAAAUGAAGGGCAAAGGCAAGUUGGAAAAAGAAUGGAAGCCAUAGGCGAAGAAUGCCAACAACUCAGCAUUGAAACUAGCAAAGUAAUCCGACAAACGGCAGUGACUCAAAUCCGGUUGGCUAUCAUGUUCAACAUCCUCAAGGCACGACAAGAUGGCGAUAUUGCUAAGGCUUCCCAUUUAACUCACUUGCUUCGUGAAACAAUGGGAGGGCGUAAUCACAAUAGUUGUUUAUUCAUACAACUGAAUUACGAUGAAGUAUACGUUGGGUUACAAUAA
Messenger RNA from Gossypium raimondii (Peruvian cotton), 399 nucleotides. RefSeq lists its product as uncharacterized. Lineage: Eukaryota; Viridiplantae; Streptophyta; Magnoliopsida; Malvales; Malvaceae. The coding region runs from base 1 to 399 and encodes 132 amino acids. The transcript has 3 exons. The record is from RefSeq and is a predicted model, not a curated record.